AUGACCAGACGUCGAACAAAAGCUGGCGGCAGCACCACCGCUUCCAACGCACCCGACAACUCACAGGACACCGACGCCGGCAGCGAGGUCUCCAGCACGAAGCCUGGUUCCUCCGUCAACAAACCUUUUACCGUCCCAAUACCGGAUGAUCUCGACAUUGAAUAUCUCAGCUCUACGCUACCCGAUGUCGAUUUCUCGAGACCAUCAGCAGAAGAUGUCUUGGCCUUGUACCAGCUCGUGCUAGGACAGGCGGCGGAGUUCGACGCGACGCAGAGGGAGCUUGAGGAAGCCCAUGCUGAGAUCGAGAAGAAAGAUGUUGAGCUCGACCAGAUCUUUCAGGACCGAGAGACGAUGUCUGUAGAGUCCCAGAGGGAGCUCGAGAAAGUUCAGAACGAAUUGAAGCAGAUCAAACAGGAACGCGACGAGCUUGCUUCCGAGAAGAUUGAGCUGAGGAAACAGUUGAUGAUGGUGACCACUAGUCAGACGAGCUCCAGCUCAGAGGUUGAGCUCCUCAAAAACAGGAUCAACGACACCGAGCGAGAGAAGCGUGAUCUGGUUGGUGUCGUCGACCGUCUGAAAGAGGACAGCGCGAUGCGUGAUGAGGAAGUCACGUCACUCCGCGCAAACCUCAAGCAAGCCCGGCACGAAUAUCAGUCACUGGAAUCCCAACUCCGCGAAGUCCGCUCCACCGAAACAUCUACUAGGUUCAAACUCGACUCUCUAACCCAGCAACUCCAACUGGCCAAAGACGAAUGCGAACGCCUCACUAACACGCUUACGACCCAACAAUCCACACACACAGCCUACCGCACCUCCACCUCCACCCAACUCACGACCCUCCAAUCUCAACUAUCCACCCUCCAAACCGAACACACCGCAGUCCAAUCCAGCCUCGCCUCUCUCCGCAGCUCGCACGCUCAGCUGAGCGCCGACAAUGCCAGACUGUCGAGGGAGAAGGAGGAAUACAAGCGGAGACAGGUCGAGAGCGAAGAGGAGUUUGGGAGGGAGGUCGAGGGGCUGAAGAGGCUUGUGGCUGUUAUGGAGAGGAGGGAGGAGGAAGCGAAGGGCGUCGUUAGGAGGAUAGAGAGUGAUUGGGAAUCGGUGCAGCGGACGGCCGAGAGGCGGGAAGACGAGCUCUUGCGUGAGGUGGACCGCGAACGCAAGAGGGCAGAGGAGCUCGAGGUGAAGUUGGAGGAGUUCGAGCGGGUGCUAGAGAGUGUCAACCGCGGAGACUACCCCGUUCCGAGCGCUGAGGCUGCCAUGGGAUUGGGUGUGUCGCCUUCUAUGGCCUCGGUGUUUGGGACGCCGGGUUCGCCUGCGACGCCGAUGAGGAGUGGAAUAUCGGAUGCGACGGAGAUGGCGAUCAUGGGUCUGAGCCCGACGAUCGCGAUGGCAAGCAGGGCGCAGAAGGCGGGGAAGACGUUUACGGAGGUCUACGCGGACCAUGUUAGACUCCAGGAUGCGUAUGCGCGUAAGUGUAGGGAGUAUGAGAAUAUGGAGAAGGCGCUCAAUGGGGUGUUGAACCAGAUUGAGGAGAGGGCCCCCGUACUCGCCGAACAACGCAUGGAAUACGACCGCCUGAUCUCAGAAUCGCACCACAUCUCAUCCGAACUCUCCGCCGCUCUCGAGGCCCGCGACGCCCACGCCAAAGCCGCGCUCGACGCCACGAAGAAGCUCAAUUCGAUCCUCAAGGAGAACAACAUGCUUGUCAAGCAGGCGGACGACCUCGGACGCCAAGUUCGGUAUCUCUUGCGCCAGAAGGAGAGACUCGACCAUCCCGAGCUGCCCGAUGAGGAGGACACGGAGAUGAUUGACGGUGAAAGUGGCGCUCAGUCGGAUAAUAUCGAAGAUGUGAUCACGAAUAAUCUAGUUCUGUUCACCACGCUCCCCGGGAUGCAAAUUCAGAACCAGAAACUGCUGCGUAUCGUGCGUGAGCUCGGGGCGAAGAUGGAAUCUGAAGAAAAGGAGUGGAAGGAGGAGUUCAGGAACCAGUGGCAGGUCGAGGCCAGGAAGAGUGAAGAUGCGAUUCAGGAGGCUGCGAAGGCGAUGAUGGCGAUGCAGGAGACUAUAGACAGGGAGAAGGCCGCGAAAGAAGUUGCUAUCAAGGAGAAGGAUACGUUGAGGGCUAUGUUGGAGAGAAUGAAGAAGGAGGGUGGUCCGUCCGCUGUCGGUGGUGGCGAGUCGAACGGUGCGAGUACGGUCGAGCAAAACGGAGUUGGGGCAGGAGAGGAGCCAGAGGGGUUGAAGAGUCAGCUGGUGGAGGUGCAGAACGAGUUUGAGGCGUAUAGGACGGAGAUGGACGUUGAUGGGGGAAGGGUGAGGGAGGAGCUUGUGAGAGUCCAGAGGGAGAACGGUCAGUUGAGCGGAGCGUUGGCCAAAGCAAAUGCAAGGAUCGAACACAUGAACGAGCGGCACCAAAUGAUGAAAGAGCAGUACAGCGUUCAAGCCCGCGAUAUGGACGAGCUUCGUAAACGGUAUGAUAUCGUUUGCGAUAAGUGGACCCGCACGGAUGUGGAGUUUGCCAGAGCAACAGAGGAGCUUUCCGUCCUGGAGGGUAAGAUGGAGAUCAUGAGGAACGAAUGUGCGAAUUUGAGAGCGGAGAAGGGAAUUUGGGAUAGCAUCCAGAGCCGCCUGGUUGAGGAGAACAGGGCACUGUCGGUCGAGAGGUCUCAUCUGUCGGAUCUGAUGUCGAACGUGCAGAAGAUGCAUAACGACCUCGAGCGAUCAGGCGAGAACGAUAGGAAGAGGUUGGAAAACCAGAUUCAAAUGCUUGAGGGCCAGACCUUGGACAUUCGUAACCAGCUCAGUCUCGAAAGGGACUCUGUCCAGAGGCUCACCCUGCAGAGGGAGCUCGAGGCCAAGGAACUCCAAUCGCGCUUGGACAAACAGACCCAGGAACUUUCUACCACUCGCGAAUCCCUCGCACGCGCAGAAACGAGUAAGACUCACCUCGAAGAGAAGGUUUCCGACCUUUCUCGGCAGCUGCAAGGCAACGAGGAGAAGUUAGCAGUUUAUGAGCGCAGAGGGCCCAUUGCGUCUUCGUCGGCUAUGGCUGUGGAUGGGGUUGGACAUCAGGCUGAGAUGGACGAUGGGACGACGAAGGAACAGCAGCUUGAGACUGAGGUCGCUGAUCUUCGCGCUCAGCUGAAGCUUGUGGAGGUGGAUCUCGAGAACGCGAGAAAGCAUGUGGCGCAGUUCCAGGAGAUCAGUCAGGCGAGCGAGGCGGCUCUGGCUUCGUUGAGCUCGACGCACGACGAGUACAAAGCCAGCACCGAAGCCGCCUUGGCCAAGCAGGCAAGCGAAUACGCCGCCCUCCAGGCGAAUCUCGAGGCUGUCAAGCAGCAGCUUGAGGAAUCGAAGAAGAUGUUGGCGGAUGCGAAACGUGUGGCUGACGAGGAGAGGGAAGCAUGGAGGGACGACAAGAAGACGUUGGAGGAUACGAUUGUGGACUUGACCUCUUCGGAGAAGCACAUCGCGGAGGACAGAUCUUCGAGGGACUCGGAGAUCCGGGAGCAGGAGGAGCGCGCUAAGGCUGCUGAGGAGCGGUACAGCCGCGAGGUCAUCGCCCAUGCGGAAUCCAUACAGACCAUCGAGCAACUCAGGGCGCAAUUGAAUCAGCUACAGACGUCGUCGAGGCAGAAUGCGGCCGCGGCUGAGACGGCGGCGGCGAAGCUGACGGCGUCGGAGGCGAGCUGGACGCAGCAGAGGGAGGCUUUGGACAAGGAGAUUGCUGAUCUUAGUGCACGGUGCGUUGCCAAGGAACUCACCGAACAGAACAAGGUUCUCCACGAACACCUCGACUCCGUCAGCUCACAAGCCGCUCGCAUCCGCGAGACCGCUGCCACCGAUCCAGCCUCCGCCUCCGCCGAGAACGUCGACGCUGGCGAUUCCGAGUUACACAGGGUUAUCGCUUACCUACGCAGGGAGAAGGAGAUCGUGGAUAUGCAGCUGGAGCUGAGCAAGCAGGAGAACACGAGGUUGAAGAGCCAGAUUGCGCGGUUGACACAGGACCUGGAUGAUACGAGGACGACGUUGUCUGAGGAGCGCGAACGUGCUGUCGCCGCCGCUGCCACCGAUGCUCAGCACGCCGAGCUCGUUGAGAAGAUCAACCAGCUCACGAUCCUUCGCGAGAGUAACGCCACUCUCCGUGCUGAAUCUGAGGCACACUCGAAGCGCGUCAGGCAGCUUGACAUCAAGGUCAGGACCAUGACAGCGGAGCUCGAACCUCUCCGCGAGCAGGCUCGUGUGGCGAAGGCAGAGCUGGAGGCUCGUAACCUUCACGUUCGGAAGUUGGAGGAGGAGAACAAGAAAUGGCAGGAGCGUAAUGCUCAGCUCCUCACUAAGUACGACCGUAUCGAUCCCGCGGAAAUGCAAGCACUCAAGGACGAACUCCAACGCUUGAAGGCGGAGAAGGCUGCCGCGUCUAAAAACUUGAAAUCUCACAAGGAUGCUCUCGCGCAGUUCAGGCAACGCAUGGGUCAAGUGAAUGGCGAGAAAGCCCAGCUGAACAGGGACUUAUCUGCGGCGCGCGAGCAAUUGAAGGCUCUCAAUGUUCGGCUCGAGGCGCAGAAGAAUGCCACCCCUGCUCAAGACGCAGGUUCUCAACAGCUCAGGACAGAACUUGCCAGGCUGCGUAUGGAGAAGGCUACCACUUCUUUGACCACCGAGCGCGAUCGUCUGAAGACGGAGAUGGCGGCUCUCUCAUCUGCGCCUGCGUCGAAGGACAACGCUCAAUGGGAGGCUGAAAAGGCCGCUCUUGUGAAGAGUCACGCCGAGGCCAUUGCGAAGGCCGAGAGGCUUCUGGAAGAAGUCCGCGGCUUCAAGAUGUCUAACGAUAAAUUCAAGGCUCGCAUUGAGGACUCCAAUAAAGCCCGUCAGAAACUCGUUGAUGAGCAAGCUGCAGCCCUCAAAGCUGCCGUCGACAAAGCGACCGAGGCUGCCUCAGGCACCGGCUCGGAGGAGAUCAUCAAAAAGCAUGCCGAAGAACUCCAGGCCCUCGAAGCGCGUCUGAAGACUCAAUACGAAGCCGAGUUAAAGGCUGCCGUCUCAGCAGUAGAGGCCAAGGUCAAGGAAGAGUCCACUGCUUCUGCCGCCGUCCCCCCCGAUACGGAGUCUGCUGUGAAGGAGGCCGUCGCCAAGCGGGAGAAAGAGAUCAUGGCCACGGUGGACGAACGGAUCGCCAAAGCCCAGGAGGCAGGACGGAUGGAAAUUCAGGCAAAGAUGAAGGUCAAGGACGGGCUGCUCGUGCGCGUCCAGACGAAGAUCAAGCAGUUGGAGGCGCAGAUCGAUGCGUGGAAGAAGGCUGGGCUUGUUCCCGAAGACGAAACCCCAGUCGCUGCCUCCAACCCGCCUACCACUUCCAAUGCGACCCCUGCUCCCGCUGCUCCCUCCGCUCCCGUUUCCACCACUUCCACGACUCCCACCACUACACAGGCUCCGACCGCUCCAGUAACCAGGGGAGGCGCUCGUGGUGGACUGGCUGGUCGUGGUACUAGUCUCCCCCGGCGACCGUCCGUGCCUGCUGCUGGUCCUUCGAAUGUCGGCCUUGGAAGAGGGCGUGGUGGUAUGAGCAUCCGUGGUACCGCCAAUCCUGCAGCCGCCGUCAAUGCUGCUGCUGCUGCCAAUGCCGGUCUCUCUAUCACUGGUGCUGCAGCCAAGCGCGCCAGGGAAGAAAAUGAAGCUGCUAGUGGCAACUCGCUCGCCAAGCGAUUGAAACCCGCGGAGGGUGGCGCAGCUCAGAAUGCGGGUGGAAAUGCAGGUGCGCCGGCUGGGGGACCAAAACCGCCAGUACAGUUGCAGCGUAAUCGGACUGGGCAUCCAUGA
Stereum hirsutum FP-91666 SS1 is the source of this 5823-nucleotide messenger RNA. RefSeq lists its product as uncharacterized. The record is from RefSeq and is a predicted model, not a curated record. The transcript has 19 exons. The coding region runs from base 1 to 5823 and encodes 1940 amino acids. Gene Ontology annotation, molecular function: structural constituent of nuclear pore. Gene Ontology annotation, cellular component: nuclear pore. NCBI's taxonomy places the organism in Eukaryota, Fungi, Basidiomycota, Agaricomycetes, Russulales, Stereaceae. Gene Ontology annotation, biological process: mRNA export from nucleus; protein import into nucleus.